This is a messenger RNA of Chondrus crispus (carragheen), 1872 nucleotides long. RefSeq lists its product as hypothetical. Gene Ontology annotation, cellular component: chaperonin-containing T-complex. Gene Ontology annotation, biological process: protein folding. Lineage: Eukaryota; Rhodophyta; Florideophyceae; Gigartinales; Gigartinaceae. The coding region runs from base 83 to 1723 and encodes 546 amino acids. The record is from RefSeq and is a predicted model, not a curated record. The transcript is spliced from 4 exons. Gene Ontology annotation, molecular function: ATP-dependent protein folding chaperone; ATP binding; ATP hydrolysis activity.
CUUUCACACCACACCCAGAUCACACACAUCUUCUCAACCUCUUUCCCUCUGCAAGCUUACUACUUCGUCUUCCCGCCGCGCGAUGGCUCCAAGUUACGUCCCCAAUCAGGGCCUCUCUGGCCUCUUAAAAGAGGGUACCAAACAAGUAUCCGGCCUCGAUGAUGCCGUCCUGCGCAACAUCGAUGCGUGCCGUCAGCUUUCUGCGCUCGUCCGAUCUUCGCUUGGACCCAACGGCAUGAACAAGAUGAUUGUCAACCAUCUUAACAAGCUCUUCGUCACUUCUGACGCCGCCACAAUUGUUCGCGAGCUCGAAGUCGUUCAUCCGGCUGCGAAGCUCAUUGUCAUGGCAAGCGAGGCACAAGAGAGAGAAGUGGGCGACGGGACUGGAUUCGUCGUCGCCUUCGCGGGUGAGCUAUUAGACCAGGCGGAGAAUCUCCUCAGGAUGGGGCUCAAUACGGCAGAGGUCGUCCAGGGCUACGAGCGUGCUGGCCAAGAAGCGCUAGGAAUUUUGCAAGAACUUGCCGUCCACAAAGUGUCGGACAUCCGUGACAUCAAGUCUGUCUCGAAAGCCUUGACGUCUUGCAUAGCUUCAAAGCAAUAUGGCUUGGAGGGCACUCUCGCUCCUCUCAUCGCUAAGGCAUGCAUCUCAGUCAUGCCAGCCAACGCGAACAUGUUCAGCGUGGAAAAUAUCAGGGUCGCAAAAAUGCUGGGCGGCUCCAUCACCAAUUCCACAGUCGUCCAAGGCGCUGUCUUACUACGAGGGUCAGAGGGGACAAUAAAGAGGGUGAGCGAUGCCCGUGUUGCUGUGUAUACCUGUGAUUUUGAGGCGUCACAGUCGGAGACAAAAGGCACAGUUUUGCUUAAGUCAGCCGAAGAGUUUACAAAUUAUACGAAGUCAGAAGAAUCCAUGCUGGAAUCUAAGAUCAAGGCCAUUUCGGAAGCAGGCGUUUCUGUCAUUGCUGCACCGAAGUUUGGCGAAGUCGCUAUGCAUUUCCUUGAAAAGUAUAAGAUCAUGGCGAUCAAAUGCAUGUCCAAGUUUGACCUGCGCCGCGUCGCUCGAACGACAAAAGCUAUUGCACUCGCUAAAAUGCAAACACCAACUACUGAUGAGAUUGGACGUGGCGACCUUGUACAGGUCGAGGAAAUUGGGUCAACAAAGUGCACGGUGUUCCGACAGGAGAAAGAAGGGUCGCGUCUUGCUACCAUUUUACUUCGCGCGUCCACUCAAAAUCUCCUCGAUGACAUCGACAGAGCAAUUGAUGACGCUGUGAAUGUCUUUAAGGGCAUGACAAAAGAUCCGCGAUUUGUUGCAGGAGCAGGAGCGUGCGAGCUUGAGCUCUCAAGAAGGCUUCAGAAAUUUGCCGAAACGAGGCCAGGGCUUGACCAAUACUGCAUUUCAAAGUAUGCAGAGGCCCUCGAGGUUAUCCCGCGAGUAUUAGCUGAAACUUCUGGUUUAGAUGCUACAAACAUGAUCAGUACACUCGUCGCCGCUCACGCGGCAGGCAAGGCGACGGCCGGUCUUGAUGUCGAAGAGGGCGCUGUAAUGGAUUCAGUUGAGGCGUCCGUCUUUGACCAGCUUAUUGUCAAACAUUGGGGUAUAAAGCUGGCGACCGAUGCAGUGGCCACCAUUCUACGAGUUGACCAGAUCAUCAUGGCCAAGACGGCUGGAGGUCCAAAGCCACGAGACAUGCAAGCCGGCGAUGCGAAUGACGAGGCUCCGUAAAUUAAGGGGAUGCGUACUUACUAAAUUGCAGGUUGUCGUACAGCUAACACCAUCAAUUUUUGAAAGCGCAUGUACAUCUGACUAUCACGUAAAUAGAAUAUAUCAUUCCAGAGUUCCUUGGGACUGAGAAAAGCUGAAAUUGGGCAGAA